AUGCGUAUGUACCCAGAUAUCUACCGCCGCAAAGCCAGGAACCUCGCAUGGUACGACCAGGAAGGCGAACCGUCCACCCAUAACCCCUUCAAAAAAUUCAGAUCUCGUCCGCGUCGUUCCAGUUCUAUCAAACUCGAAAGCCGUCUAGCCCCCGUUCGCACCGCCGGUGAGGUACCUUUAUCCGAAGAGCGUCGCCGGAGACGAUCUAUGACAGAUGGACUGCAAGGACCCGAGCAUUCCGAUUCGUUUCCGCCUGAGUCGUCAUUGUCGAGGGCCUCAGAAGGUCACACCCGUCCGAAUACGGCGAGCGUCUCGCGAGCAGAGAGCAGUGGUGGUAUUGAAGGACCGGAUCUAUCAAUGCACAGUCGGGAACCCAUCAAUGUGUCGUUUCAGGAUGAACAGGAGGAAAGAGAUCUUGAGGGAGGACCGCGCAAGCGAAAGACUUUAUUGGGCAAAUGGAGGAACUAUGGAGAGGAGAAUGGUGAUGAAACCGCAUCAGCUUCUACAGGAGACGUCGAUGGAGAGGACAAGGAGGAGGAUAAGCAGAAAUUUACGCUGGCGGGCCAGUUGAAAGCAACAGUCUUUAAUUCGUGGAUGAAUAUUUUUAUUUUGGCGGCACCGGUUGGAAUUGCAUUGAGCCAAGUCAAAGGGAUCAACCCGGUCGUCGUUUUUGUGGUUAACUUUGUUGCCAUUAUUCCUCUUGCGGCCAUGCUGGGUUAUGCCACGGAAGAAGUUGCCAUGCGCACCGGAGAGACUAUCGGUGGUCUUUUGAAUGCGACGUUCGGAAAUGCCGUCGAGUUAAUUGUGGCCAUCAUCGCCCUGACCAAAAACGAAAUCGUCAUCGUCCAAACCUCGCUCGUUGGAAGUAUGUUGUCGAAUCUGCUCCUGGUCAUGGGAAUGUGUUUCUUUUUCGGUGGUCUCAACCGCUUGGAGCAGCAUUUCAACCCUGUCGUUGCACAAACAGCCGCUAGUCUUCUUGCGUUGGCUGUGGGUAGUUUGAUCAUUCCCACAGCAUUUCAUCAGUGGUCUGAAGCGGGCACUAAAAAUGUCGCUGCUCUGUCGCGAGGAACGAGUAUCAUGCUUCUCGUCGUGUACGGAUGCUACCUCUUCUUCCAACUCAGAACCCACACGGAAAUCUACAACAAACCCAGCCCGAAAGUCGAGAAACGACGGGUCAAGAUAGCCGAAGGUGACGCCAGUCGCGGAAUCGCACAGAUCGGCAAGAUGUCCGCAAGUAUGGCGGGUCAGAACGUGCAUCAAAUCAAACUGCAAAAUCCCGAUGACGAAGAGGAAGAGCCGCAGCUUCAUCUCAUUGUUGCUUUUGUGACGCUGGGAAUUUCGACGGCGCUUGUUGCUGUGUGUGCUGAAUUCAUGGUCAAUUCGAUCAAUGCUCUUGUGCGGGAAUAUCCUAUCUCGGAGACAUUUGUGGGACUUAUUCUCCUUCCUAUUGUGGGUAACGCUGCAGAGCACGCGACAGCCGUGACGGUGGCAUGCAAGGAUAAGAUGGAUCUGGCGAUUGGAGUUGCAGUUGGAUCGAGUAUGCAGAUUGCUUUGCUGGUGCUUCCUUUGAUCAUUGUGAUUGGAUGGAUCAUGGGCAAUGAGGAUAUGACACUGUACUUCGACGGGUUUCAGGUGAUCCUCCUCUUUGUUUCGGUCCUUUUGGUUAACUACCUCAUCGCCGACGGUAAAUCGCACUGGCUCGAAGGCGUGUUGCUCAUGAUGAUGUACUUGAUAAUCGCAUUGGCAUCUUGGUUCUAUGAUGUUUAA
Aspergillus glaucus CBS 516.65 is the source of this 1767-nucleotide messenger RNA. Its product is annotated as hydrogen/calcium exchanger domain-containing protein. Gene Ontology annotation, molecular function: calcium:proton antiporter activity. NCBI's taxonomy places the organism in Eukaryota, Fungi, Ascomycota, Eurotiomycetes, Eurotiales, Aspergillaceae. The record is from RefSeq and is a predicted model, not a curated record. Gene Ontology annotation, biological process: intracellular calcium ion homeostasis; calcium ion transmembrane transport. Gene Ontology annotation, cellular component: fungal-type vacuole membrane. The transcript is spliced from 10 exons. The coding region runs from base 1 to 1767 and encodes 588 amino acids.